Messenger RNA from Dufourea novaeangliae, 1537 nucleotides. RefSeq lists its product as uncharacterized. Lineage: Eukaryota; Metazoa; Arthropoda; Insecta; Hymenoptera; Halictidae. The transcript is spliced from 2 exons. The annotation marks the transcript as partial. The record is from RefSeq and is a predicted model, not a curated record.
AUGAUACGGCAUCGUAUGAGACUGUUGGGUCGAUUCCUCCUCGCCAUCAAAAGAAUAGAUAAAAACAUAGAAUCGCUGGAAACGGUCUACGAUCCGAAGCUAUAUGAUAAUUGCAUAUCGGCAAUACAAGUUUUGGCAGAAUUCGACAUCGACACAAACACUUUUAAGAAGCCAUCAACUGGUUCAACAUUGGGGACACUCCUAAAACAGACUGGACAAGUACUUCGUAGCUUAUGUAUUAAAAGAGGUGAUCACAACAAGCAAGUCAAAGUAGAAAAUUUUUUAAAAUUGUAUGAAGAAGAUUUUGGCGUAAGUGUAAAUAGGACCGUAGCUGAGACGCAUAUUAUGCGACACCGUCACAAGAAGGUAGUUUUGCCUUCAAUGGAAGACAUUAAGCUAUUGUAUAAUUCUUUGAAGGAACAUCGAACGGAGGCAUUAUCUGCAUUACAAUCAUGUUUCUCUAAAGAAGCGUGGUACACGUUAGCCGAAACUACACUUCUUUCGGUACAAUUAUUUAAUCGAAGGCGAGCGGGCGAGAUUGAGCACAUUCUAAUGGAGGAUAUAAAUAAUAUAGAGUCAGUAACAAAGGAGACACAAACCGAAUUAUAUAAAGCCCUAAAUGCGACAGAGCGUAGAGCCGCAACUAAAUACGUACGGUUUACAAUUCGUGGAAAACUAGGUAGAACAGUACCGGUACUUUUAGAUUCGGACCUUCAUACUGCUAUUAAAAUGAUACUAAAAUAUCGACGCAACAUAGGCGUUCCAGAAAAAAAUCCGUUUCUGUUUGGUAUACCGUGUGUGGAUAAAACCAGACACAAGUGGCUUAGAGCGUGCGUUUUAAUGAGAAAAUAUUCUUCAUUGUCUGGUGCAAAGUUGCCAAAUACUCUACGGGGAACAAUGUUAAGGAAGCAUAUAGCUACUAAGUGCAUCAGUUUAAAUCUAUCAGAUAAUCAAGUUAUCGAUUUAGCCAAUUUUAUGGGACACCAUGACAAGAUACACCGGUCUCAUUACCGACAAUCCAUACUGACGAAAGAUCUUGGUAUAUCUCGUUUACUUGAGCAUGCUCAAGGCGACGACGCAUCUUCAGAUGAGGAAAGCACACCUGAACCCGAAGUUGAAAAUCAGGAUGCAGAAUAUGAAAACGAUAACGCAGGUGCGUGUGAAGAAAUUACAAACUUUUCACUGGCCAGCAACAGCAUAUCGUAUAAUGAGAAUGAACGUACAAAACAUGUAGAGCAAGACCUAGAUGAUGAUGACGAUGAAAAUAUCGGUACAGAUAAACGAAGAGUUUCACUAUUCGGCUCAAAGAGACGUAGUGGUGAGAGAAAACGAUGGAGCACUAGUGAAAAGGAUAUUUGCAUGGGAAUAUUUGGCAGCAACAUCCAUAAGGGAGUGUUACCAUCAUUCAAGGAAAUCAAUCAAGUUAAACAACAGUACCCAGUUUUAAAACUACGUACACCAGCACAAAUUAAAACAUGGAUACACAAUCAAAUUCGAAAAAAAAACAGCUUAAUUUUUGCCUUCUAUGCUAAAGAGG